Molecule: messenger RNA, 2848 nt
Organism: Sciurus carolinensis (gray squirrel)
Lineage: Eukaryota; Metazoa; Chordata; Mammalia; Rodentia; Sciuridae
Gene: Cox15
Product: cytochrome c oxidase assembly protein COX15 homolog
Exons: 9
Coding region: 55-1296 (413 amino acids)
Biological process (GO): heme A biosynthetic process
Cellular component (GO): mitochondrial inner membrane
Molecular function (GO): oxidoreductase activity, acting on NAD(P)H, heme protein as acceptor
Source: RefSeq, a predicted model, not a curated record
AGGGGGCUGCGGAGCGCCGGCCAGUGCUGGUGGCUGUUUUGUGCUGCUGUCACUAUGCAGCGGUUGCUCCUUCCGCCCUUGAAAACCUUGAUGGGGAGCCGGAGUGUCCGGCUUCUGGUUCCUAGGGCGGCGCCUAGAACACAGUGUGGUUGCAGCUGUGUCAUCCGGCGCCCUCUGAGGCCAGGGCAGUACAGCACCAUCUCUGAAGUGGCUUUGCAAUCUGGAAGGGAAACAGUGUCCCUUCCCUCAAAGGCUGCUGAGCGGGUGGUGGGCCGAUGGCUCCUGGUCUGCAGUGGAACGGUGGCUGGAGCAGUUAUUCUUGGUGGAGUAACUAGGCUGACAGAGUCUGGCCUCUCAAUGGUAGACUGGCAUUUAAUAAAGGAGAUGAAGCCACCUACAAGCCAAGAGGAAUGGGAAACUGAAUUCCAAAAAUACCAGCAAUUUCCAGAAUUUAAAAUCUUGAAUCACAACAUGACGCUGGCAGAAUUCAAGUUCAUCUGGUACAUGGAAUACUCACACCGGAUGUGGGGUCGAGUUGUAGGCCUGGCAUACAUCCUACCUGCUGCUUACUUUUGGAGAAAGGGCUGGCUUAACCGUGGUAUGAAAGGACGUGUUCUUGCCCUCUGUGCCUUAGUCUGCUUUCAGGGUCUGUUGGGAUGGUACAUGGUGAAAAGUGGAUUAGAAGAGAAACCGAACUCUUAUGAUAUCCCUCGGGUCAGUCAGUACCGCCUUGCUGCCCACCUGGGAUCAGCCCUUGUUCUUUAUUGUGCCAGUCUGUGGACCUCGCUGUCACUGCUGCUCCCUCAGCACAAGUUGCCUGAAACCCGCCAGCUCCUGUGGUUGAGACGUUUUGCUCAUGGAACAGCAGGUCUCGUGUUCCUUACAGCUCUCUCAGGGGCUUUCGUGGCAGGGCUAGAUGCUGGACUUGUUUAUAACUCCUUCCCCAAAAUGGGAGAGUCCUGGAUCCCGGAGGACCUCUUUACCUUCUCCCCCAUGCUGAAGAAUGUUUUCGAGAAUCCCACUAUGGUACAAUUUGAUCACCGGGUUCUGGGAAUCACUUCAGUCACUGCCAUUACAGCACUCUACUUCCUCUCCCGAAGGAUCCCCCUUCCUCGAAGGACCAAGAUGGCAGCAGUGACUCUGCUGGCUUUGGCAUAUAUACAGGCAGGCUUGGGCAUCAGCACUCUGCUCAUGUAUGUUCCAACUCCUUUGGCUGCCACUCACCAGUCGGGCUCCUUGGCUCUGCUUAGUGGUGCCCUUUGGCUCAUGAAUGAACUCCGAAGAGUCCCAAAAUAAUUCUCAGAAGAUCAGCUUCCUAGGACUAAAACUACUUGUGAGAGUUCAUCAGAGAGCACAGAACUUGGCUUUUCUACAAGGAUGACCUUGGAUGCCAAAUGGUUUCCAAAUUGGUCAUCGAAAACUCUGCCUGUUUUGAGACAGUCACUGGAUCAAGAAUGUCAUUAAGUAUGAUUGCACCAAAGGUUCCUUUUAAACCUUCCUUUCAUGUUGAAAAGCAGGUCAAUCAUAUAGAGAGAAAUGUCUGCCACUUGUGGCUUCUUAACAGGCUAUGUCUGUUUUCUCAGUUUUGGUGCGCUUUUGGUUAUACGUGCUUAAUUUCUGUGUCCUUGUGCUCCAAUGUCCUACCUUCUGAGGUCAGGCUGGUGGAGACAGGUAUCCCAGUAGUUAAACCACUACCGAGUGCUGCCCUAUUGCUAAGGACCUGCAGUGUCAAAUGUGUUUUUACAAGAAGCCGCAUAUCUAGAUUUUUAUGUGAAAGUUUUUAGGUAAGUGUUGAAAUGUCAUUUUAAGUUUUUUAAAAAGUUAUGCAGGCUUAACAAGUUUGGGAGCCAUCCAUGACUUGAGGUUGGCAUUUGCAGUUUCUGAAGUAGAUGAUCUGUUACCUUUCAACUCUAAUAUUCUGAGUUUCAAUGUAACCUCUAUUGUACCAUUUUCAGGUGUUCUUAGCAGAACAAAGGUAGGCAGUUGUCUGACUUUGAAACUCCUGUAACCUCAUGAGCUUAAGCUAUUGCCUAGACUUGGUCCCCAACUUCUCUCCUAUUAGAAUCUUUUAAAAAUCUCAAAGCCCAAGCCUAAUCUAAGACCAAUUAAAUCACAUCUUCUGGGAGUUUUUAACUUCCCUUGUGAUUCCAAUGUGCAUACAAACUGGGGGACCACUGGCUUAGGUCCUCAUAGCCUAGUUACCGUAGGAAGUUCUUACUAGCUUAUUCCCAUUCCUUCUGAAUUUCCACCCUGCCCCCAUCUCAUUUAAUCUGCUGUGUUGAUCCUACUACUAUAGAUAUAUUUUUUUUUUGGGGGGGGCAGUGUACCAGGGAUUGAACUCAGGGGCACACAGCCACUGAGCCACAUCCCCAGCCCCAUUUUUUGUAUUUUUUAUUUAGAGACAGGGUCUCACUGAGUUGCAUACUGCCUCACCGUUGCUGAGGCUAGCUUUGAAGUCACAAACCACCUGCCUCAGCCUCCUCUGCUGGGAUUACAGGUGUGCACCAUUCACUGCACCUGGCUCCUAUUAGUAUAUUAACAGGGUAUUACCUCUUCUAGAUAGAAUUCUUUAAAGGGAACUUCAGUGACUGGCCUAGAUUCCCAUACAAUGAUUGGCAAACCCAGGCUUGUCCUUAAUAUUUGAGACAGCAGAAGACAGUAUGAUCCAACUCAAAGAACCAUAUACUAAUGCUUUUACAGUUCACUCCAAGAAAGUGACAACUCAGAAGUAGUUCAAAUCUUAGACGUUUUACUUCAUUUUUCUUUUAUUACAGAUGAUAAUUUGGAAAAACAUCUGGUAUCUAGCUGUAUAACUGCAUUGUGCUAUUUAUAAACAGAUUAUCUUGUU